Messenger RNA from Impatiens glandulifera, 3117 nucleotides. RefSeq names its product importin subunit beta-1-like. Gene Ontology annotation, cellular component: nucleus; cytoplasm. Gene Ontology annotation, biological process: protein import into nucleus. Gene Ontology annotation, molecular function: small GTPase binding; nuclear import signal receptor activity. Bases 245 to 2875 code for a protein of 876 amino acids. The transcript is spliced from 3 exons. The record is from RefSeq and is a predicted model, not a curated record. NCBI's taxonomy places the organism in Eukaryota, Viridiplantae, Streptophyta, Magnoliopsida, Ericales, Balsaminaceae.
CACUCCAUUUAUGUUUAUGCAUCUCUCUUCGCCAUUUCACACUUCUCUCUCUCUCUCUCUCUCUCUCUCUCUAAAUCUCUCUUAUCUCUCUCCUCUGUUUGUGAGGAUUUGCUUUUGAAGCUUGCAGAGAUUGGCAACUUGGGUGUGAAAAAGUUGCGAAAAGACACUGAGAAAGAGAGAGAGAGAAACCCUAGUUUGUUUCGGCGUUUGAAGACUCUCUAGUACUCACAACUUUAGGAGCAAAAUGGCCAUGGAGAUCACCCAAUUUCUUCUACAUGCUCAGUCAGCAGAUGCAAAUAUCAGAACUGAUGCUGAGGGUAAACUGAAACUUUUCCAAGAACAAAACCUACCAUCAUUUCUUCUAUCCUUAUCGCUUGAGCUCUCGAGCGAUGAGAAACCAAUUGAAUCUCGUAGAUUGGCUGGUAUUGUGCUUAAAAAUUCAUUAGAUGCUAAAGAUUCUACCCGGAAAGAGAAUCUUGCAAAUCAUUGGGUGUCUAUUGAUAUUUCUGUUAAGUCAAAAAUUAAAGAGUUGCUCUUGAGUACUCUUGGAUCAUCUGUACUUGAGGCUAGACAUACUUCUGCACAGGUUGUUGCUAAAGUGGCAGGAAUUGAAAUCCCACGAAAAGAAUGGCCAGAACUCAUUGGGUCAUUGCUUGGAAAUAUGACUGAUCCAAGCAAGCCUGUACAUCUAAAAUGGGUUACUUUGGAAGCUCUUGGAUAUGUCUGCGAAGAGAUAUCUCACCACGAUCUUGUGCAAGAGGAAGUCAACUCCAUCCUAACUGCUGUUGUCCAGGGUAUGAGUGUUGGAGAGUAUGGCCCUGAAGUUCGUCUUGCAGCAACCAAGGCUUUAUACAAUGCUCUUGAUUUUGCCCAAACCAACUUUGAUAAUGAGAUGGAGCGAAAUUUUAUUAUGAAGGUGGUGUGUGAGACAGCUGUAGCUAAAGAGCCAGAGAUUAGACAAGCUGCUUUUGAAUGUCUUGUUUCAAUUGCUUCAACUUACUAUGAAGUUAUUGAACCUUACAUGGAGACCAUCUUUCAGCUUACAUCUGCUGCCGUCAAAGGAGAUGAAGAAGCUGUUGCUUUACAAUCAAUUGAGUUCUGGAGCUCCAUUUGUGACGAAGAGAUUGAACUGCAAGAAUACAAUGACUUUGAAAGUGGGAACGCUGGCUCUACCCCACCUCACUCAUGCUUCAUUGACAAGGCUCUUACGUUACUAGUUCCUAUGUUGCUUGAAACAUUGUUGAAACAGGACGAGGAUCAAGACCAGGAUGACACUGUUUGGAAUGUUUCCAUGGCUGGUGGGACUUGUCUUGGUCUUGUUGCUAGAACAGUUGGUGAUCGAAUAGUCCCUCUUGUAAUGCCCUUUGUGGAGGCCAACAUAUUAAAGCCCGAUUGGCGAUCGCGUGAAGCAGCUACAUAUGCGUUCGGUUCAAUCCUUGAAGGUCCGAGUGUCGAGAAGCUGGCUCCUAUGGUUCAUUCAGGUCUUGAAUUCCUUCUUAACGCGAUGAAAGAUGAAAACAUCCAUGUGAAGGACACAACUGCCUGGACCCUAAGCCGUAUUUUUGAGUUAUUGCAUAACCCAUCAUCCGAAAUCUCUUUGAUUUCUCCGACGAACCUACAACGGAUUCUUGGGGUUUUGUUGGAAAGUACUAAAGACGUUCCUCAUGUUGCUGGAAAGGUCUGCAGUGCCAUAUACUAUCUCGCUCAAGGUUAUGAAGAUGAUGGGGCUAGCUCCUCCCUCCUUACGCCUUUCCUUCCCAACAUUAUAAGUUGUCUGAUCACAACUGCUGACAGGCCUGACGGAAGUGACUCGAAGCUAAGAACAUCUGCCUAUGAAACCUUGAAUGAGGUUGUGAGGUGUGCGAAGAUCCCUGAAACAGCUCCGAUCAUAACGCAUCUACUCCCGGUCAUUAUGACUAAACUCGGGCAGAGUGUUGAUUUCCAAAUUAUAUCGUCAGACGACAGGGAGAAUCAGGUUGAAUUGCAAGCUCUUCUCUGUGGAGUUCUUCAGGUCAUUAUUCAGAAAUUCAGCAGUACUGAAGAAACAAAAGGAACCAUUCUUCAAGCUGCUGACCAGAUAAUGGUGUUGUUCCUCAAGGUUUUUGCUUGUCGUAGCUCGACAGUUCACGAGGAGGCUAUGCUGGCUAUUGGAGCGUUGGCUUAUGGUGUUGGACCGGAGUUUGGAAAGUACAUGACGGAGUUCUACAAAUAUCUGGAAAUGGGUUUGCAGAAUUUUGAAGAAUACCAGGUUUGUGCUGUGUCUGUUGGUGUGGUUGGGGAUAUUUGCCGUGCAUUGGACGAUAAGGUGUUGCCUUACUGCGAUGGAAUCAUGACUCAUCUCCUUAAGGAUCUUUCGAGCAAUGAACUUCAUCGUUCUGUCAAGCCCCCCAUAUUUUCAUGUUUCGGCGAUGUUGCUCUUGCGAUUGGAGAACAUUUUGAGAAGUAUCUUGUUUAUGCUAUACCUAUGAUGCAGGGAGCCGCACAAAUAUGUGCACAGAUUGACGACAGUGAUGAUGAAAUGAUGGAUUAUGGUAACCAACUUAGGAGGAGCAUCUUUGAAGCUUAUUCUGGUAUUCUUCAAGGUUUUAAGAAUUCCAAACCGGACUUGAUGGCUCCUCAUGCUACCCAUAUUCUUCAGUUCAUAGAACAUGUUUCCAAAGAUAGCAGAAGGGAUGAGAAUGUGACAAAGGCAGCAGUUGCAGUUCUGGGUGAUCUAGCAGAUGCGCUUCGUUCAAAUGUUAAGAUACUGUUUAAAGACCACACUUUCUAUUCCGAGUUUCUUGGACAGUGCCUUGAAUCUGAUGAUGAACAGAUAAAGGAGACUGCAUCAUGGACCCAAGGAAUGAUUGUACAGGCCUUUUCUGUAUGCGGUUAGGAGAGUUCGUCCGUUCUCUUUUCUUUUGUUAUCGAUAUUUCAGAUUGGCGGUUGCUAGCCGCCCCUACCAAGGAUAUUUUGUCAUGGGUUUGUUGGUCCUCAUAAAGGGUUGAGGUUUUCUUUACUUUUCUUCUCUUUUCAUUUGUUGGUUAUGUCUGUGUCUAGAGAUCUAUCUGUUAAGAACUUGCAUGAAUUCUAUCCAUUUUACUAUGCACCCCACAAAUAUGUGGCUGUUUGUGUCA